Molecule: messenger RNA, 294 nt
Organism: Macrosiphum euphorbiae (potato aphid)
Lineage: Eukaryota; Metazoa; Arthropoda; Insecta; Hemiptera; Aphididae
Source: the annotation of a GenBank genome assembly
AUGUAUAAAAAAGAAAAAAGGAUUUGUGAUUUACUCCAUGCUAAAAAGCCAAGACUAGAUAUACCUGAUAUUAGUAUUAAAUCAAUUAUUGAAAAUAGUGACUUAUUAGCAUUGCCAUGCUCUUUAAGUUAUAAUCUUAAAGCUGAAUUAAAAACUGAAAUAAGUAGAACCUGUGAGGACACAUUAAAUUCAAUCAUAGACAGUGUAGAAGAAGAAUUAAUUUAUGACUUAAAUAAUCCAUUUUUAAACAUCAUAAUUUUUAAACAACAGGAACUUAAUAAUAAUUCUUUUUGA